Molecule: messenger RNA, 616 nt
Organism: Scophthalmus maximus (turbot)
Lineage: Eukaryota; Metazoa; Chordata; Actinopteri; Pleuronectiformes; Scophthalmidae
Gene: tomm7
Product: translocase of outer mitochondrial membrane 7 homolog (yeast)
Exons: 3
Coding region: 62-229 (55 amino acids)
Biological process (GO): protein import into mitochondrial matrix
Cellular component (GO): mitochondrial outer membrane translocase complex
Source: RefSeq, a predicted model, not a curated record
UGAACAACGUCACUUCCUCCGUCUCCUCGUCCUUGCCCUCCUCGCUGUCCGGGGUAAACACAUGGCUAAAAUGAGCAAAGAGACCAAACAGCGGCUGCAGCAGCUUUUCCAGUGCGGCCAGUUUGUCAUCCGAUGGGGGUUUAUCCCGACCGUGCUGUACCUCGGUUUCAAACGCGGAGCAGAUCCGGGAAUGCCUGAACCAACAGUCUUAAGUUUGCUAUGGGGCUGAGGGACAUCUCCACAUAGCCAAUCCCCACUUCACUGCAAGAACAUGUGACCCAACUUUGUGUUGGAAGUCAAGGAAAUGGACAUUGUUUUUCACUCUCCUCUCCACAAAUCAUACUAUCCAGUGUCUGAAACAUGAUGAAUGGGCGUCGCCUGUGGCCAUAUUGUGUAUGUGGCUGUGUUAUAUUGACUGUUAAAUUAUGGAAAGUGUUGGCAGCAGGGAUGGGAAGAUAUUUGGAUUAUGUCCGGUCAACAUAAUAUGUUGCGUUCACUGGGGCUGUCAGUUGGUACUCUGUUUAUGAAUGUGUGUCUACAAUGUUUGGAUAAAUCAUUCAUUCCACGUGUUUCCUCCUUUUAAUUUAAAAUUCCUGAAAAUAAAUCUUCAACAAAA